Molecule: messenger RNA, 3300 nt
Organism: Chanos chanos (milkfish)
Lineage: Eukaryota; Metazoa; Chordata; Actinopteri; Gonorynchiformes; Chanidae
Product: transmembrane protein 132C
Exons: 9
Coding region: 1-3300 (1099 amino acids)
Source: RefSeq, a predicted model, not a curated record
AUGGGUUCCCACGGGACCCUCCAUCAGCCCAAAUAUCUGCAGUGCCAUGGCACGAAUGGAGAGGGGUCGAUAAGAGGUAAUCGAUUUCCUCUCUUUUUCUUUUUGUGUCUUAUAGUGAUAGACAGUAGACUCCUGCUGGAAGGCCUGCAGAGGUUUGGUUCCAUGCCUGCCUAUCUUCCAGUCCAGUACCAAGUACUCAAUGCAGAGUCCACUUUCUUCCUGAAGGAGGCCAAUCAGGACAUCAUGAGGAACUCCAGCUUGCAGGCACGCACUGAACUGUUCUUCAUUCACCAGGCCAGGAGGAUGCCGUCUGUUAAUGCCAGCUAUGGGCCGCUCUCUGUGGUUCAGCCUAUUCCCAUGGAGCUCCUUGGCCCUGGUCUCUUUAGCAACCCCAUAUCUUCUUCAUCCUCAUCAUCACCUCCUCUGUUCACCUUUAACUGGAAGAUCCAGACCUUCAUCAUCAGUGAGCGAAUCCACCCCAGCUGGCCAAAGGUACAGGUUCUGUUUUACAUCGUUGGCCGGGACUGGGAUGACUACAGUGCUGUGGACAGGCUGCCCUGUAUCAGGAUGUUCGCCUUCCAUGAGACUCAGGAGGUGCGCGGCACGUGCCGUCUUAGGGGUAACUUGGGAAUGUGCGUCGCAGAGCUCGAGCCGCUCGCCAGCUGGUUCAGCCCUCCUAGUGUGGUGCCAGGCAGACAGAAGGUACCAGAACAGGUUGAGGGCACCCCCGUGGAACUGUACUAUAUGGUUCAGUCCACCGAGACUGGAGAGUGCAAUUCAGAGGACUCCCGUAAAUCCAGUGGGAUCCGCUCUGAGCCACAAGGGCCGAUGGGAUACUUUUCUGGCCCUACCCCGAUGCGGAGGAUUGGUAGUGUGCGUCUAUACCAACCUCUGUCUGAGCUGCGAUUGGACAGUAAUUUUGUGGUGAUGGUGCCCUCGAGGCCAAUCAGACAGAGGGAGACUGUAUCUGCCUUCCUCGCUGCAUCCACCCUCUCUUUGGUGGAAAUCUUUACCCUAAGGGUGAAGUUGAAAGAUGGCGUGGCGUUUCUGGGUGCCCGGGCCAGUAACCCGGUGCAGUGGACAGUGAGUCAGGAUGUUAGGAGAGAGGGACACCGUGUGGUCACCCUUCACUGCCGCAGAAAGGACUCCGGCUACGGACAGAGGAUGGAAGCAGCUUUCCAGAAAGUUCUUCAAAUAGACUUGGAGGUGAACGGGCUCUUGGAUCCCCUGGGCAGCCGUUUGGUCUCCUGGCAGAUAGAAUACCCGAUGUCCCGUACCCUGUCAGAGGAGAUCCAGACUGUCAUACGCCUUUCACCCCAGGAUCUGGGAGGCAUCGUACCUUUGGCUAUGGAGACAGAGAUCCUCAACACUGCUGUGCUGAAUGGAAGAACGGUUGCUAUGCCGGUAAAGGUGGUAACCGUAGGAACGGACGGAGCCGUGACGGAUGUGACUGAGUCAGUGGAAUGCCGCUCCACUGAUGAGGAGGUGGUCAAGGUGUCUGAGAGAUGCGACUACGUCUACGUGAACGGGAAGGAGACUCGUGGGAGGGUGAAGAUCAUGGUGAACUUCACCUACAGUUAUCUGAGCGCCCCGUUGGAGUUGAGUGUGUGGAUGCCCCACCUCCCUCUGCAGAUUGAGAUUGCUGAUCCAGAGCUCAGCCAGAUCAAGGGAUGGAGGGUGCCUGCCGCCACCAGCAACACGAGGUCUCCUGGAGAUGGUGAUGAUGGUGAGGAUGAAGGUAUGAGGAAAGAGAGAGGGUGUUCUCCACAGUAUCAGAGCACCCCUGUCCACGUCCUCACGUACUUUGAAGCUGAGCCCGAUGAGCGCAGAGGGCAGACGGACUUCCUGCUGGGCACUGAUUGGCAGGUGGAUGUUACGGAGCUGGUGAAACAUAAGCUGAGGGUGGAGGACCAACGCGUGGCAAGUCUACGGGACGGACAAGUUCUGACGGGCCUAAACACAGGGAGCACCAAAAUCCAGGUGAUGUCCCCACUGUCUGAGGCGGUGUUAGCUGAGAGGAUUGUCAGAGUGUUGGAUGACAAAGUGAGCAUCACAGAGCUUGGGGUGCAGCUGGUCUCUGGCCUCUCCCUCUCCCUACAGCUCAGCCCAGGAAGCAACAGAGCCAUCGUUGCCACGGCUACCACGAAGGAGGUACUCCAAAGCCCCAAACAGGAGUCGGUAAUCAGUGCCUGGCUGCAGUUUAGCGAUGGCUCUAUGACACCGCUUGACCUCUACGACCCUUCCCACUUUGUUCUGUUGGCCACAUCCCUGGACGAGAAGGUGGUGACGGUUCGGUCGGACCCUGCGUGGAAGUGGCCGGUCAUCGUGUCUAAGGGAGAGGGUCAGGGAAUGUUGGUUCGGGUGGAGAUGUACGGCGUGGAGUCCUGUCAGAAGACCAAACGACGUGCCGUUCUGGCUACUGGCAGUGGAAACGUCCAGGUAAAAUUCACUCGAAGCGAAGACUUGGACAAUCGAGCAAACGAUAGGAGACAUCAACCUAACGCCCCGUACUACGGAGGUUCCAUCUCUGACAUAGAGGCUGGGAUUAUGAACAGAGGGGCCACCACUAUCAAGACAUCCGCUCCGGGAAAGCCCAGCGGAGGAAGGCUGGCGGCAGACGGUGGACAGAACAUCCCCAUUGACUUCUCUGAGUUCCCAGCACAAGCGGACCUCCCUCAUGGUCGUAGUACGGAUGAAGAGCUGCUACAAGGUCGGCGUGGGCUUACCGACCUGGAGAUAGGGAUGUAUGCUCUACUGGGGGUCUUUUGUCUGGCCAUUCUGGUCUUUCUCAUCAACUGUGUCUCCUACGCUCUCAAGUAUCGUAACAAGCAACUGCCUCUGGAGGGCCAGGAGACUAUGGCCCAUGCUCACGACUGGGUGUGGCUUGGUCAUGCAGGAGAGCUCCUUGACGGCCAGCAGGGUUUGUGUCUGCAGCAGGAGGAGCUUAGUGGAGCUAUGGACUCGGUUCUGGGUCUUGAGGAGGGCAGCCAGCUCCUUAAUGGCCUCUCAGCUCAGAAGAACGUUCAGGGCCAAGUGCAUAGGUCAUCAUCCGAUGCCGGCUGUAUGGGUAGGGAUCAUAAGAAUGAGUCACUAAACUCUCCCACCACUAAGAGGAAACGAGUGAAGUUCACCACGUUCAGUAAUGCCAAACCUAGUAAUGGACUUACUGCCAUUAGUCCUCUGGUUAUUGGUCAAAAUGAUAUAAAGUGGGUUUGUCCAGACAUUGAACUUGGGGACUCCAAGGAGCUCCGAAGCUACAUGGAGAGAUUAAACGAGAACGCAACUAAGAAUAUUGCAUAG